AUGUCGAAAAUUUCUAGUCUUGAAUUUGAAGUUCUUGAUAUCACUGGAAACAACUAUUUGGCUUGGACACUAGAUGCCGAAUUUUCCCUUAGUGCAAAGGGAUUUGAAGGUACAAUCCUACAAGGAAAUCAAGCCGGAAAUCAAGAUAAAGCAAAGGCUAUGAUAUUCCUUCGUCAUCGCCUCCAUGGGGAUCUCAAAAAUGAGUAUUUGACUGUGAAAGAUCCACAAGUAUUUUGGAACGACUUAAAGGAAAGGUAUGAUCACCAGAAAACUGUGAUUUUACCUAAAGCUCGUUAUGAAUGGGCACAUCUGAGAUUACAAGACUUUAAGUCUGUAAGUGAUUACAACUCAGCCUUGUCCAAAAUUACUUCCAAGUUGGAGUUAUGUGGGGAGAAAAUCACGGAAGCUGAUAAACACAAUACCGUGAAAAAGGGAUUCCAGAAGUAUUCUCAACUUAUAUCUUGUCUCCUUGUGACUGAGCAAAACAAUGAACUUUUGAUGAAAAAUCAUGUACUACGUCCAACUGGUUCUGCUCCAUUCCCUGAAGCGAAUGUGACUGAACAGAACAACACUGGCCGAGGAAAUGGCUACACUCAUAGUCGCGGUCGUGGUCAUGGUCGUGGUCAUGGUCGUGGACAUGGUCGUGGACAUGGUCGUAGAGAUACACGUGGACGUGGAUAUGGUCAAAUUCGAGUCCAAGGAGUUUCUUUUAAGAACUCUAAUUCUCACCAGAAAUGGGAAAAGAAAGAAGGUGACAAACAAGAAAAUGAAUGCUACCGAUGUGGAAGUAAAGACCAUUGGGCUCGUACGUGCCGUACACCAACACAUCUUAUUGCUUUGUAUCAACAGUCAAUAAAACAAAAGAGAAAGAAUGUGGAAACAAACAUGGUGUACGAAGGUGGAGAGGAUGACUUUGAUUUUGGUGAUGCCACUCACCUUGACCUUUCCGAUUUUCUCAUUGACGAAGAGAAAAAGUGA
Molecule: messenger RNA, 978 nt
Organism: Brassica oleracea var. oleracea
Lineage: Eukaryota; Viridiplantae; Streptophyta; Magnoliopsida; Brassicales; Brassicaceae
Exons: 2
Coding region: 1-978 (325 amino acids)
Molecular function (GO): zinc ion binding; nucleic acid binding
Source: RefSeq, a predicted model, not a curated record